Messenger RNA from Impatiens glandulifera, 1060 nucleotides. RefSeq names its product protein DCL, chloroplastic-like. Gene Ontology annotation, biological process: chloroplast rRNA processing; chloroplast organization. NCBI's taxonomy places the organism in Eukaryota, Viridiplantae, Streptophyta, Magnoliopsida, Ericales, Balsaminaceae. The record is from RefSeq and is a predicted model, not a curated record. Bases 128 to 817 code for a protein of 229 amino acids. Gene Ontology annotation, cellular component: chloroplast. The transcript has 3 exons.
GGUAUCAUCAAAAUCGGAAAAACCAUGCUUAUGCUGCGAAAAUAAAAGAGAGAUCUUGUUGAAUGUUGAGUUUUCCAGAUGAAGAAGAAGAAUUCAACUUUAAACUGAACCCCUUUACUACCCACACAUGAUGUCUUUACUACCUUCUUCAAUAUCACUAUCAAACUCGCCACACCCUCAAUUCAAUCGACGACAUCCUCCCUACCUCUAUUACUCAUUAUCUAUUGGAUCUUUUCCUACCCUUUUCUUUAAACUUUCCAAUUUCAUCAUCAAGACUCCAUCUUCGAGUUCUACAACUGGAAUUAGAUGCACCAACGAGAAAGAUUCUACCUACAGAGGCUCGUCCAAUUUUCUGCGGAAACCGGCCUUAUCUGAGUCCGUGAAGCAGGUACGUCCAGGCAAGGAUGUGGAAGAAUAUGGUGACAAAGGUGAAGAGGAGGAAGAAGGGUGGGUUGACUGGGAGGACCAGAUUCUUGAGGACACUGUCCCCCUUGUUGGUUUUGCUCGAAUGGUCCUUCAUUCUGGGAAAUAUGAAAGUGGCGAUAGAUUAAGUCCGGAGCAUGAGAAAACUAUCGUAGAGAGGUUUCUUCCUUAUCAUCCAGAGUGUGACAAGAAGAUUGGAUGUGGAAUUGACUACAUUACGAUUGGAUAUCAUCCAAAUUUUGAGAGUUCCAGAUGUAUAUUCAUAGUAAGAAAGGAUGGAGAGAUGGUUGAUUUUUCGUAUUGGAAGUGUAUAAAGGGUUUAAUCAGGAAAAACUAUCCAUUGUAUGCAGACAGCUUUAUCCUCCGACAUUUCAGAAACCGUCGAAAUGCCUAAAGUAGUUGUAAAUUAAGGAUCUCUGUUCUAGCCUAGCCUAAAUAUGAAGAUUUCUUUCUGAGUUUAUGUUGGCUUGUAAUUUGAGGUAAACUAUAAGGUUAUGAUGAGAUUCUCUUUGAGUAAGAGAAUGGUAAGAAUGGUUCUUCUUGAGUGCUGAAUGUAUGUAAUGGUGCAAAUGAUUAUUUGUUGUAGGGGAUUGUUUUGAUUCUUUUUGCUUAUGUUAUAAUGGAUCAUUGCUAGAUA